Molecule: messenger RNA, 1880 nt
Organism: Jaculus jaculus (lesser Egyptian jerboa)
Lineage: Eukaryota; Metazoa; Chordata; Mammalia; Rodentia; Dipodidae
Gene: Rasgef1a
Product: RasGEF domain family member 1A
Exons: 13
Coding region: 67-1512 (481 amino acids)
Biological process (GO): Ras protein signal transduction; positive regulation of GTPase activity
Cellular component (GO): plasma membrane
Molecular function (GO): guanyl-nucleotide exchange factor activity
Source: RefSeq, a predicted model, not a curated record
CUGCUCGAGGCCGGACUGCGGCGCGAGGGCGGCGCGGGAGCGACACGGGCGCGGACCGAGGAAGCUAUGCCCCAGACAUCCGUGGUCUUCUCCAGCAUCCUCGGGGCCAGCUGUAGCGGACAGGUGCAGCCCAGUAUGGGGGAGCGGGGAGGUGGUGCCGGCAGCAUCUCCGGAGACCUCAUUUUUCAAGAUGGACGCCUUAUCUCUGGGUCCCUGGAGGCCUUGAUGGAGCACCUGGUCCCAAAGGUGGACUACUAUCCUGAUAGAACCUACAUCUUCACGUUCCUCCUGAGCUCCCGGGUCUUUAUGCCCCCUCAUGACCUGCUGGCCCGGGUGGGGCAGAUCUGCCUGGAGCAGAGGCAGCAGCUGGAGGCUGGGCCUGAGAAGGCGAAGCUGAAGUCCUUCUCCACCAAGAUUGUGCAGCUGCUGAAGGAGUGGACAGAGGCCUUUCCCUACGACUUCCAGGAUGAGAAGGCCAUGGCUGAGCUGAAGGCGAUCGCACACCGAGUCACUCAGUGUGAUGAGGAGAACGGCACCGUGAAGAAAGCCAUUGCCCAAAUGAUUCAGAGCCUGCUGCUGUCUCUGGCUGCCCGCAGCCAACUCCAGGAGCUACGGGAGAAGCUCCGGCCACCGGUCAUGGACAAAGGGCCCGUCCUAAAGGCCAAGCCACCAGCCACCCAGAAGGACAUCCUGGGAGUGUGUUGUGACCCCUUGGUGCUGGCCCAGCAGUUGACUCACAUUGAACUGGAGAGGGUCAGCAGUAUCCGCCCCGAGGACCUGAUGCAGAUCCUCAGCCACAUGGACUCCCUGGACAAUCACAAGUGCCGAGCAGACAUGACGAAGACCUAUAGUCUGGAGGCCUAUGACAACUGGUUCAACUGCUUAAGCAUGUUGGUGGCUACUGAGGUGUGCCGGGUGCUGAAGAAGAAACACCGGACCCGCAUGCUGGAGUUCUUCAUCGACGUGGCCCGAGAGUGCUUCAAUAUCGGGAACUUCAACUCAAUGAUGGCCAUCAUCUCCGGCAUGAACCUCAGUCCAGUGGCACGGCUGAAGAAAACGUGGUCCAAAGUCAAGACAGCCAAGUUCGAUGUCUUAGAGCACCACAUGGACCCGUCCAGCAACUUCUGCAACUACCGCACAGCCCUGCAGGGGGCGACGCAGAGGUCUCAGACGGCCAACAGCAGUCGCGAGAAGAUUGUCAUCCCUGUGUUCAACCUCUUUGUUAAGGACAUUUACUUCCUGCACAAGAUCCACACCAACCACCUUCCCAAUGGACACAUUAACUUCAAAAAAUUUUGGGAAAUCUCCAGACAGAUCCAUGAGUUUAUGACAUGGACACAGGUCGAGUGUCCCUUUGAGAAGGACAAGAAGAUUCAAAACUACCUGCUCACGGCACCCAUCUACAGUGAGGAAGCUCUCUUCAUCGCCUCCUUUGAAAGCGAAGGUCCUGAGAACCAUAUGGAAAAGGACAGCUGGAAGGCCCUCAGAACCACUCUCCUGAACAGAGCCUGAGGACGCAACUGGAGCUGCUGGAUGAAGCCCGCUCGUGAACCAAGUUUGAAUCUUGACAGAUACAGGAUGAGAUGAGGAGACCUCACUGGUUGGGGUCCAUUUUGUAUAUAACUUUUAUGAAAAAGAAAAUGGUAAUUAUUUCAUGCAUCAACCUUUGGCACUUACAAAGUUUUUUUGUUUUUGUUUGUUGUUGUUAUUGUUAUUUAUUUUAAACAGGGCGGGGCCCUGCUUUGGGGAGGGAUGGGGAAAGAGUAUCAUGGGAGAUGGUAUCCAUGGUAACACCUUAUUCUAAUGAAAUGCAGAUUUUUAUUUUUUACUUUUGAUUAUUAACAUCUUAUGAGAAAAAAAAAAAAACUAUUUAAAAUAAC